Boeremia exigua is the source of this 1521-nucleotide messenger RNA. RefSeq lists its product as uncharacterized. The transcript has a single exon. Lineage: Eukaryota; Fungi; Ascomycota; Dothideomycetes; Pleosporales; Didymellaceae. The record is from RefSeq and is a predicted model, not a curated record. The coding region runs from base 356 to 1465 and encodes 369 amino acids.
UUGAAGAAAUUUGGUCGUAGAAUCCUAUGAUCCUAAGAUCUCGAUUCGCGAAAGCAAGGCUCAGCCGCACAGUAAUAACCCCUGAUUACCGGUGAGAGCCAAGCAUGUCCCGCGAUACAAAGGGGCCAAAAUGGCUAGCUUGUGUACACUAGGAUACUUUGAUUGGCUACAGGCAAGGGCGGUCGAUAAACCACCAUGCAGUGAUCGGACACCUGCUUACGGACUCGAAAUGAUUUGUGCCACUUGAAAUCGCGCAUGACCGCGCGACGAAAUCCAUAAGUGCAGACCUUAGGCCCCAACUCGUGCUUACCUUCUCAAUCCACUCGGCACGCGACAUCGCUCGCGCGUACUCAAGAUGUCUCCAAACCACCUCUUCGCACGGCAAACUCCCCAACCCCUCGUGCCAAAUCUCAGGCAACCCACUGCAGCAAUCGCGCUGUCGACAACCUUCACACCGCCGGCAUCAUGCGCGCUGCCCUCACAGAUCAACAUCCUGCCCUCCCCCGGCUUUCUGAUCUGGUGGAACGAGCCCGUACCAUACAGCAGCGUGACAGUUAGCGACUGCUACCCAAGCGAGUUCCUGCGCUCGUACACGUCCAUUGCGCCGACGAGCGCACGCGCACUCGGAUCUUCGAUCGUGCCGGCGAUGAGCCCACUGGUGUGUCCCGAGAACUUCUGCACGCAGUACGUAGGUGACAACAACUACGUCGCAUGCUGUCCGACGGGGUACAAUUUCCAGACCACAGGGACACCAGUCGUUGCGUCGCGGCCGGCGUAUGGCGGCAUUUGCUACACAAAUAUUCCAAUUAGUCAGGAGUUGACGGCCGUGGUGUAUGAUUCCACAGGGUCGGCGCAUCAAGAGAUUUGGGCGCCGAGUACGACGGGUGCGCAGGGCUGGGCGCAUCCAAUUGAUGGGUGGGCGCCGAGUAAGCCAGUGAUCGGAUGUGGGACUAAGGCCUCGAUAAGGACGUUAUGGGGUUCUGCUGCGUCUCAUCUGACAACUGCGGAUAGGAGUCUGUCGUCAGCGCAUGCCUCCACGCAAUCGCUGGCAGUGUCGAGUAGCGUUUCGUCUGCGAAGAAGAAGACUAGUGGUGGCGUGAUCGCUGGUGCUGUGUUGGGAGCGCUUGUUGCGCUUGCUGCAAUCCUAGGGCUGGUGCUGUUGUUGUUGCGUAGAAGGAAACGUGCGAGCCAGGUGACGGCUGCUGGGGAGCAGAAGUCGCGGAGCGAUGACGGCACGCUAUAUCAGACUGACGGCUCCCAGAUCCACCAGAAGGAUGGAGAUGACGCUCGCGUGGAAGUGAAUGCUGCGGCUGCUCCGACUGCCCCGGCUGAGUUAGGUUCAAAUGGAAGAGCCACAGCUGAGUUGGGUUCAAGUAAAACCGCCAAUGCUCAUGAAUUAGGGACUGGCACAAAUCAAGUCUCUGAGCUGCCAGCCGGGAAUGAUGGGCGGGUCAACCAGAGGUAGCGUCCGUUGUAUCGAGAGGCAUGAGAAGGCUCAUUGGGAUGGUCUGCAAGCUUCAA